This is a messenger RNA of Solanum stenotomum, 583 nucleotides long. Its product is annotated as 60S ribosomal protein L34. Gene Ontology annotation, biological process: translation; ribosome biogenesis. The record is from RefSeq and is a predicted model, not a curated record. Lineage: Eukaryota; Viridiplantae; Streptophyta; Magnoliopsida; Solanales; Solanaceae. The transcript is spliced from 4 exons. Bases 52 to 414 code for a protein of 120 amino acids. Gene Ontology annotation, molecular function: structural constituent of ribosome. Gene Ontology annotation, cellular component: ribosome; cytosolic large ribosomal subunit.
CACUCCCUCUUCCGUCCGAGCCUCAACCUAGAGAGAGAGAGAGAGAGAGAGAUGGUGCAGAGACUCACUUACCGGAAGCGCCACAGCUAUGCCACCAAAUCCAACCAGCACCGCGUCGUCAAAACUCCUGGUGGGAAGUUGAUUUAUCAGACUACCAAGAAGAGGGCUAAUGGUCCCAAGUGCCCUGUCACUGGAAAGAGGAUUCAGGGGAUUCCUCACCUGAGACCAGCUGAGUACAAGAGGUCCAGGUUGUCUAGGAACAGGAGGACUGUGAACCGUGCCUAUGGUGGAGUAUUGUCUGGAGGAGCAGUGAGGGAGAGGAUUGUCCGAGCUUUCUUGGUGGAAGAGCAAAAAAUUGUUAAGAAGGUUUUGAAGAUCCAAAAAGCCAAAGAAAAGUUGGCAUCUAAGAGUUAAGCAGAGAGAUUAGAGGAACUUUCUUUUUAUGUUUUGGUGAAAUUUUGACAUUCAAGUGUUUACUAGUUUUGUGCUACAAAUUGACCUUGUUGCUACAACAAUUUAAGGCAGUUUUUUGCUCUAGUUGAUUAUAUUUUGACUCCAUUGCCAUUCUAUAUAAGUUUGAGUU